Messenger RNA from Morchella importuna, 1722 nucleotides. RefSeq lists its product as uncharacterized. The record is from RefSeq and is a predicted model, not a curated record. Lineage: Eukaryota; Fungi; Ascomycota; Pezizomycetes; Pezizales; Morchellaceae. The coding region runs from base 1 to 1722 and encodes 573 amino acids. The transcript is spliced from 7 exons. Gene Ontology annotation, molecular function: Hsp90 protein binding.
AUGGCUGAUAAGCUCAAAGCUGAGGGAAACGCUGCUUUCGCUGCGAAGGAUUUCGAUAAGGCUAUUUCCUUAUUCACUCAAGCUAUCGAAGUGGACCCGUCGAACCACGUUCUCUACUCAAAUCGCUCUGCUUGCUAUGCUUCCCUGAAAGAUUUUGCUGGUGCUCUACAAGAUGCCACUAAGUGCACUGAACUAAAGCCCGACUGGGCCAAGGGAUUCACAAGAAAGGGUGCUGCUCUUCACGGAGAGGGUGAUCUCAUUGCUGCGCUCGAGGCCUACGAAGAAGCGCUUAAACUGGACCCAAACAACGCUCAAGCCAAGUCUGGUGUCAAAUCAGUCAAUGAAGCCAUUAGCCGUGAAGCUGCCGCUGAUGGUCAGCCCGAUAUGGGACUUGGCCAGAUCUUCCAAGAUCCUAACUUCCUCCAAAAGCUUGCCUCCAACCCCAAGACCGCGCCGUACCUUGGAGACCCCCAAUUCAUGGAGAAACUAAACAGGAUCAGGACCAAUCCUAGUGCCAUCCAGAACGAGAUCAGUGAUCCUAGAGUCAUGCAGGUUAUUGGUGCGCUUUUGGGUAUCCAGAUGGAGAUGCCUAACUUCCCUGGCGCAGGUGGAAGUGCUUCCGGAGGUGAUGGAGACGUUGAGAUGCCAGAUGCGAGGAGCUCAGCACCUCCGCCGAGAGCCGCCACACCUCCUCCUCCUGAACCCCAGGAGGAUGAUGAGGAAAAGGUAAAGAAGGAGGCAAAGGAGGCCGCUGAUAAGGAGAAGGCUCUUGGUACAGAGAACUACAAGAAGCGUAACUUCGAUGCCGCCAUUGAGCACUACUCAAAGGCUUGGGAGCUUCACAAGGACAUUACCUACCUUAACAAUUUGGCAGCAGCCAGAUUCGAGGCUGGUGACUAUGAUGGCUGUAUUAAAGAGUGUGAGAAGGCUAUUGAGGAAGGUCGUGAGAUGCGUGCUGACUUCAAGUUGAUUGCCAAGGCAUUCGGCCGUAUUGGAACCGCGUACCAGAAGCAGGGUGACCUCGCAAAGGCCAUUGAAUACUACAAUCGUGCUCUUACAGAGCACCGUACCCCUGAUGUUCUCGGCAAGCUUCGUGCCGCCGAGAAGGCCAAGAUCGACUUUGAGCGGGAGUCCUACAUCGACCCUGAGAAGGCAGACCAGGCCCGUGAAGAAGGAAACACUUGUUUCAAGGCCGCGGACUGGGUUGGAGCUGUCAAGGCUUACUCCGAGAUGAUCAAGCGUGCCCCCGAGGACCCCCGUGGUUACUCUAACCGUGCUGCGGCGUUGAUCAAACUGCUUUCUUUCCCGGAGGCGAUCAAGGACUGCGACGAAGCCUUGAAAAGAGAUAAGAAGUUCAUGCGUGCACACAUCCGGAAGGCACAGGUUUACUAUGCCAUGAAGGAGUACAACAAGUGUUUGGAUGCUUGCAACCAGGCAACUGAGGCGGACACCGAAGGGAAGCACACCAGGGAGAUUGAAGAGCAGACAAGGAAAUGCAUGGAGACCAUGUACUCUACCAGAGAGGGUGAGACUGAAGAGCAGACAAUGGAGAGGAUCCAGAAGGACCCCGAAAUCGUCAGCAUUAUCAGCGACCCUGUCAUGCAGAGCAUUUUGCAACAGGCCAAAUCAAAUCCACAAGCCUUGAAUGACCACAUGAAGAGCCCUAUGAUCCGUCAAAAGAUUCAGAAGUUGAUGGCGGCGGGUAUCAUCCGGGUUGGUUAA